AAAUGUCAAUUAAUGACAGUGACAGUUAGGAUUCCGAUACAUGAAAUCACCGAAUCUAGAAUUUACUUAGAGGAAAGUUCGAUUAGGAUUUUGAUUAGAACUGUUAUAUUACUAAGUUUUCAUCAUGCUUAUCAAAGUCAAGACUCUCACAGGCAAAGAGAUUGAAAUAGACAUAGAACCCACAGAUAAAGUGGAGAGGAUUAAAGAAAGGGUUGAAGAAAAAGAAGGCAUUCCACCGCAACAACAGCGGCUUAUUUUUUCUGGUAAACAAAUGAAUGAUGAGAAAACGGCGCAAGAUUACAAAGUACAAGGUGGAUCAGUGCUGCAUUUGGUGUUAGCGCUGCGCGGGGGAGAGUGAAUUCUGUGAUCAUUGUCUCAUAUUUAUAACUACUUAAUUUUAUUUCUCAUUUUGUGUAUAAAAUAAACACAAUUACAUAAAUUAAAA
Papilio xuthus (Asian swallowtail) is the source of this 445-nucleotide messenger RNA. RefSeq names its product Nedd8 ubiquitin like modifier (gene Nedd8). Bases 125 to 358 code for a protein of 77 amino acids. The transcript is spliced from 3 exons. The record is from RefSeq and is a predicted model, not a curated record. Lineage: Eukaryota; Metazoa; Arthropoda; Insecta; Lepidoptera; Papilionidae. Gene Ontology annotation, molecular function: protein binding.